GAUGGCUACCCUGUUUAGAAAACGUGUGUUUACCAUUCGUAUCUCAGUGAUUUGAAUGUGCUCGGUCAUAAAAUGCUUUCUUACAAUAUUUCGACUGUUUUAAACAUUUUAACAGUAUAUUACAUUGAAAUCACUCUUGAAUAGUUCAUAAUUCGCUGCCGAGACCAUAGUGUAGGAAAGUGUGGGGAGUGUGGAAAAGUAGAGUGGCUAGCUUGGCAGCUAGCUUACUUGUUAGCUUGCCAGUGCACUUUGGUGAGUGGCUUAGCUAAAAAAAAUUAAUACAGUGAUCAGAAGUAGCAUACAAAUUCACAGGGCUUUUGCAGAAAAUAAGCUAUGUCUGCUCUUACAAUAUUCGUCGGGAAUUUGCCAGGAGAUGCAUCAAACGACCACUUAGAGGAGAUAUUCUCUGAGAUUGGACCUGUGAAGCGCUGUUUUGUUGUCAGUGAAAAAGGUGGUGGGAAAUGUCGAGGAUUUGGGUAUGUCACAUAUUCCAUGGAGGAAGAUGCACAGCGGGCCAUAAGAGAGGUGAAAGAAUACCAUGGUCAGAAAAUCAAGGUGUCAAUGGCCAAGAAAAAAAUAAAUGUCAAAAAGAAGGGGGCAGCCAUAGCACCCAAAGAAACAGUUCCACAAAAAGAACAGAAAUCUCAUGGAGGAAUUAAGAAAACCAAAAGGAAAGCCAGACUUAUCAUCAGAAAUCUGAGUUUCAAGUGCUCUGAAGAUGAUCUGAAGGAGACCUUUGCUAAGUUUGGACAGUCCUUGGAGGCCAACAUUCCUCUCAAACCAGAUGGAAAAAUGCGGGGUUUUGCUUUUGUCCAGUUUAAGAAUUUCCUGGAGGCAGGAAAGGCAUUAAUUGCCAUGAACAUGGUGGAAAUCAAAGGAAGGCAGGUAGCUGUGGACUGGGCUGUCGCUAAAGACAAGUUUCAGAGAAAACAGCCCCUGAAAAGUGACUCUGAAGAGGAGGAGUUGAAGGAGGAGUUGAAGGAGGAGUUGAAGGAGGAGUUGAAGGAGGAGUUGAAGGAGGAGUUGAAGGAGGAGGAGGAGGGGGGAGGAGGAGGAGGAGGAGGAGAAGAAAAAAACUGUGAUAAUUUCAAAGAACAAUCCUUCUGUCUUUACAGAGUUAGCUCUAAGCCAGCUUUGCAGCCAGACAACCUGGCCUCAGAGGAUGAGAGUGAGGAGGAGGGAAACAGUGAUGAAGAGUCUCACAGGUCAGAUGCCGAUGACAAAAGUGACAAUGAGUCUGACGAUGAUGAUGUUGACGACACCGAUGAUGAGGAUUCUGAUGUUGCCGCUAAAAAGCCCCUCCCAUCAGAUGUCAAUGAGGGCAAAACCAUCUUCAUAAGGAAUCUGUCAUUUGAUACAGAGGAGGAGGGCUUGGAGGUUGUGUUACUACAGUAUGGAGAACUGAAGUACGUCAAGAUUUGCCUGCACCCAGACACUGAACACUCUAAAGGUAUUGCAUUUGCUCAGUUCAAGACAAAAGAAGCAGCAGAGAAAUGCAUUGCUGCUGCCGCAGAAGAGUCAGAGAGCGGCGGUGUCCGUGUGGAUGGCAGGAAGCUGAACAUUGUAGCAGCGGUGAGCAGAGAAGACGCUGUCAAACUAAAGGACAAAAAGGUGAAAACACAAACCGGGACCAGGAACCUCUAUCUAGCUAGAGAAGGAUUGAUCCGGGCAGGAACUAAGGCAGCUGAGGGUGUUCCAGCAGCAGAUAUGGCCAAGAGGGCCAGAGUUGAGGACCUGAAGCGGACCAAGCUACGUGACAUUAACGUGUUUGUUUCUAGGACCCGUUUGUGUGUUCAUAACCUGCCCAAGUCUGUAAAUGAUAAACAACUACGACAACUCUGUCUGAAAGCUGCAGGAGGUGACAAGGGGGUCCGCAUUACAGAGUGCAGGGUGAUGUAUGAUAAGAAGCCCGAGCGAGGUCAGGUGUUAGGCCGAUCGCUUGGUUAUGGCUUCGUUCAGUUCCGAGAUCAUGAACAUGCUCUGAAGACGCUACGACACCUAAACAACAACCCUGAUAUCUUUGGAGAAAGCAGGAGGCCUAUUGUUGAGUUCUCUCUUGAAGAUGGAAGGAAGCUCAAGAUGAAAGAAAUGCGACAACAAAAAAUCAAGGAGCGUUUCAUGUCGAGGGGACCUCUGGCAACUGGAGGAAAGCCACAGUCAGGAGGUGGGACUGGAACUCAGAGAGGUGGUGCCGGAAACCCCCAGGGGGGCCAUGUUACCGAAAGAGACACCGUCGCCAUCCGGCCAGAGCAGGAACAUUGGAGUGGCGGUGGGUACAAUCACUUGGAGAAGCCAAGACCUCCCACCCAGCCACAAGGCCAGUCAAAGGGCCAGCCUCAGGCCACACAUUAUUCUGGCUUCCAGACCACUCCAGUUUUGGAACACAUAGAACUGGAGGAUGGUAAGAAGCGGCGGAAAGUUCUUCCUCUGCCCACGCACCGUGGCCCCAAGAUCAGAGCUCGUGAUAAGGGGAAGCAGCUGCCUGCUCAGCCUAAGAAACCCAAGAGCCGGCCCAGCAGGAGAGAACGACAGGGUGUGACCUCCCUGGAGAAACCUACCCAGCCUAGACCACAGACCGCUAAAGGGGUGAAGAAGCGGUUUAGGAGCCGAGAAGAUGAGCGCUUUGACAACCUGGUUGAACAGUACAAGAAGAAAUUGAUGGGCAACAAGACCGCUGCUGUCAAAAAGAACAAGUGGUUUAGUAGUUAAGUAUGUAUAUUUUGGCAUAACCCACUUUUUUUUAACAUUGGUUUCUACAUUAACAUUCACAUUUUGAAACAAAGCGAUUGUAGUUGAGGUGUUGGCAUAAUAUUAACCCCUUGAACUGUGUACAGUAAAAUGGAGUCCAGUGGGAUAGUGUAGGUCUGUGACUUCACAUUUUACACUAAAUUGUGGUGUAGAAUUUAAUUUACCCUGACUCUGACUCUGCCAUCACAACAGAUGGGGAAGCACAUGGUGAAAAAACAUGAAAAUCUGUGUGUUUAUUUAGAAGCUGAUGUUUUACUCUGUACUGUGCUUUAUGUUCAUGUUAACUUUUGGUGAAUAAUAUUGUAAAGAAUAUCAGAGCUUUGAGUGACAUUUUUAUUAAAGAACUUGGCCAAAACCAUAAUGGACUGUUA
Molecule: messenger RNA, 3119 nt
Organism: Esox lucius (northern pike)
Lineage: Eukaryota; Metazoa; Chordata; Actinopteri; Esociformes; Esocidae
Gene: rbm28
Product: RNA binding motif protein 28
Molecular function (GO): RNA binding
Source: RefSeq, a predicted model, not a curated record